Molecule: messenger RNA, 1249 nt
Organism: Pseudopipra pipra
Lineage: Eukaryota; Metazoa; Chordata; Aves; Passeriformes; Pipridae
Product: olfactory receptor 10C1-like
Exons: 2
Coding region: 50-1249 (399 amino acids)
Biological process (GO): G protein-coupled receptor signaling pathway
Cellular component (GO): membrane
Molecular function (GO): olfactory receptor activity; G protein-coupled receptor activity; odorant binding
Source: RefSeq, a predicted model, not a curated record
CUGAGUGCAAAAACGAAGAGAGAAUAGUUCUACUAGGUACCAGAGAGGGAUGAUUCUUGGGAACUUCAGUGAAGUGAGUGAAUUCAGACUCCUGGGUUUUUCUGAAAUCUCUCAUUUGCAUCCUUUGCUCUUUGUAGUUUUAUUAUCUCUUUAUAUUCUCACCUUGAUGGCUAACACAGUGAUAGCUUUGACAAUGAAUGGUGAUAACACCCUUCAUUCCCCCAUGUAUUUCUUCCUCACUCAGCUGUCCUGUUUGGAUAUCUGCUAUUUGUCAGUCAUAAUACCAAAUAUUCUUGAGAAUCUGAUGGUGGGAACAAUAGGUAUCUCCAAGGCAAGAUGUGCAACGCAAAUGUUUUUCUUCCUUUUCUUUGGAGUUGCUGAAUGUUUCCUCUUGGCUGCCAUGUCACUGGACCGUUACGUGGCAAUAUGUUGCCCCUUGCAUUACACUAUUGUCAUGAACAGUAGAGUCUGCAAAAGUCUGGUUGCUGGAACUUACAUUUGUGGAACUGCUGUAGGCUUGGUACACACCAUCAUAACAUUCAACUCACCCUUCUGUGGUUUUGCCAUCAAUCACUUUUUCUGUGAGAUUCAACCCCUCUUGGACCUGCUUUGUGGUAACACUUUCCCAAGUGAAAUUCAAGUCAUUGUGGUGGCUGUCUUUGCUAUUUUGUGUCCCUUCUUGUUGAUCAUUUAUUCAUAUAGUCGCAUAAUUUCCACAAUUCUUCUGAUGUCACCAGCUGAAAGCCAGCAGAAAGCAUUUUCUACUUGCUCCUCACAUCUUUUAGUUGUGAUUCUUUUUUAUGGUACAGCAAGCUCCAUGUAUUUGCGGCCAAAAUACACCUAUUCUGCAUCUGUUGAUAAAUUCCUCUCGCUUUCUUAUUCUGUGGUGACUCCUUUAUUGAAUCCUACUAUUUAUAGUUUGAGGAAUGAGGAGGUGAAAAGAGCCCUGAGAAAAAAAUGGAGAAAUAUUAAUUUAGGACCAGAGGGGGUCCCUAGGGGAUCAAGUCGGAUCUCCUGGGCUGGAGUCAAGUCGGACUCGGAGUCAAGUCGGACUCCCGAGAGCCAAGUCGGGUUCUCGCAGCCGUGGUCGGACGUAGGAGUUUCGGUCGGUCUUGCCGUGCAGCACAAUAAGGUGAAAGGGCUGGACGAAAAAGAGCUCAACUUACCGCCGCCGGAUGCCUCCCUUUCGGGGAUUUCGGACGGAGAAAGAGUUAAGUUCCGUGCUUCCAGGGCCCGGCGCCCGGGAUGA